Daldinia caldariorum is the source of this 864-nucleotide messenger RNA. RefSeq names its product NAD(P)-binding protein. The coding region runs from base 1 to 864 and encodes 287 amino acids. The transcript has 3 exons. The record is from RefSeq and is a predicted model, not a curated record. NCBI's taxonomy places the organism in Eukaryota, Fungi, Ascomycota, Sordariomycetes, Xylariales, Hypoxylaceae.
AUGUCUUCCCAAUCCGGCUCUAUCCUACUGCUCGGAGGAACAGGAAAAGUAGCGAGCCGCAUUGCUCCCCUGCUCCACGCGGCGGGUGUGCCUUUCCUCCUAGCGUCUCGCGCCGGGUCCGCUCCUAACGGCUACACGGGCGUCAAGUUCGACUGGGAGGAUGAAUCGACUUGGGAGCCCAUCUUCGCGACUCCCAUCUCGGCCGUGUAUCUCGUUUCGCCCCGCCGAGACGCCCAGGAUACCAUGAAGAAGUUCGUGGACCUGGCGCUUUCCAAGGGCGCCCGGCGCUUCGUGCUGUUGGGCGCAAGCUUAGUUGAAGAGGGCGGCCAAAUGUUCGGCAAGGUGCACACGUACCUACGGGAGCUCGGCGAGGCGGGCAAGAUUGGGUGGGCGGUAUUGCGUCCGACCUGGUUUCAUGAAAACUUCCUCCACGAUCACGCCCCAGACAUCAGGAAGGAGAACAAGAUCUACUCCUCCACGGGCUCCGGGAAAAUCCCCUGGGUCUCGGCCGAAGACAUCGCCGCCGUCGCUUUUCACGUGCUCACGGCUGCACAGGCCCCUAAUACCGAUUACUUGAUCCUCGGGCCGGAACUGCUUACGCAUGCCGAUCUCGCAGAAAUCUUCACAUCGGCCCUCGGCCGCAAGAUCACCCACGUCGACUUGACGGAAUCCGAGCUCGCCGAGCGGUGGACGAGCCUCGGCUUACCGGCGGAGUUCAGCGCGGCCCUGGCGUCGCUGGAUACGGCGGUGCGGCACGGGUCGGAGGAACGGACCAGCGACGACGUGCGGAGGAUCACGGGGCGGGAGCCCAAGCGGUUCAGGGAUUUCGUCGAGGAGAACAAGGAUACCUGGGCUCAGGAUUAA